This is a messenger RNA of Athalia rosae (coleseed sawfly), 1905 nucleotides long. RefSeq lists its product as uncharacterized. The record is from RefSeq and is a predicted model, not a curated record. NCBI's taxonomy places the organism in Eukaryota, Metazoa, Arthropoda, Insecta, Hymenoptera, Athaliidae. Bases 834 to 1253 code for a protein of 139 amino acids. The transcript has 3 exons.
CUCAAACUUUCCCUAAAGGACGUCAACAAUAACCCACUAUAUAUAAUAUCGAGCAAGCGAAUCUGAGAAACGCGAUUUCAAUUAACUUACCAGCGAAUCACUCGCUACACACGAACUUUUACAAUCUAUACAAUAAUAACGCUCCGACGCACAAAAAGAAACGCAAAUAAUAACGUUGAUAAUAAUAAUAAUAAUAACAAUAAAUAUAUAUUACACGUAUAUUCACGAGCCCCUUUCGAGGGGUGUUUCAGGAUUUAAAUCCUUCUGUCGAACGUAUAACUCACCCUUAAGAAUAAAACAAGGAAAUAGAGAAACAAAAAACCGACAGUAAGAAUAACAACUGUAUGUGUACAAAGUUCGGACUAAUAUAUUAUAAGACUCCUUACAAUUAGUUGCAAGUUUAUCAGAAAGAAAAAUAAACAGAUAUCGAUUACCAAAGUUUUAUCACAGAAACUGUACUACCUACAGUUUCCCUCAAUUCCAUCCCCGACGAUUCAAUCAUUAUAUACUUUGCCCAAGCAAUACAUAAAGACCAUUAGGAAUAAUUAACAAUAAAAAAGAAGAGAGAAGAAAGAGGCGAGACGAAGAAGAAUAAAAAUUAUUCAUAAUAAUAAUAAUAAUAUUAACAAAUUAACAAAUUAACAAACGGUGCUUACGUUUGCAUAGAGUAUAAUAUCGCAGUGUGGUAGAAUAGGAAUAAAAGCGCGUGACUGCAGGAUAAAGUCGACGUGCGUUAAAAUAUUCACAAUCACGUGGGGAUAUUGAUAACGAUAAUAAUAACAAUAACAAUAACAAUAGGAUAGUACCGAUAUCUCUUUUACCGUUGUGCGGAGAUGAUGAUGGGAAUCCCGCGGUUUAUAUUUAUGUUGAUGGUGACGUUGGUGAUGCAGUCAACUGCUAAGGGACACGCAUUGGCAAAGAGAAGCGCGGCCGGAAGUGGACCAGGAGCUUUCGACUAUCCAGAUUAUCCCGCGGUCAAGUACGACGAAUAUCCUGUGGUCGUUCCGAAAAGAGCAGCACUUCUUCUCGACAGGUUGAUGGUCGCCCUGCAGAAAGCGGUGGACGAUCAGAGUGUCGGUAACUCAGGUAGCAGAACAAUGGCCAGAUCCUCUCCGCAACAGAUCGUUAAUUCCCAAAUCGUACCAGCAACAUCCGACGAACAAACGAUGGAUCUCCAACGCCGAGGACAAGCGAAGGGCCGCGUCUAUUGGCGUUGCUAUUUCAACGCCGUUACAUGUUUCAAAAGAAAGUGAUGAUGACGACCGUAUCUAGCAGCAUAUUUGGGCAACAAUUGAAUCAUCAAUUGUAUCAUUUUCCUCUACUAAAGACGCGUAUAUUAUACAUAUAAAAUGAAUCUUCCAGUGAAUAUAUUCAAUAUUUUUUCUUUCUUUGGGGACGUAUUCGGAUACACCUAGAAAAGUAAAAAAAAAAGCAAUUACGUAUAUCGGUAUCUGUUCGUAAUUCAAAUUCUAAAGCCGCUACUUUGAAUAUUUCAUAACUAAAUUAAAUCAAUGUACUCUCAGUAUCCACACCCAAAGGAUUUUCAUUCUGUGAAUCUUUUUUCUUUUUCGCAUUAUUAUCAUUGUUCUUGUUAACAAUGUUAUUCUUAACUUUUUUUUCUUCUUUUGUGCUGAUUGAACCACAUCGCAUACAUUUUUCGCCCGAAAUCGCUUAUAAUUGAGUUAUGUACACGUGAUAGUUAUUCUAUGGAUAUGUAAGACAGGUGAAAUAAUAAUGUUAAUUGGAUGUUUGAAUUUUUGUUAAUUACUGAUGUAAUAUAAAUAUCAAAAGAUCACUCUAAUGAAUCCAAUGGAAAAGGACAAAGAGAAAAAAGAACAAAAUAAGGAAAUAUAAUUUUAUGAACAUUUGAUUAUUAUAUCGAUGUGUUGUAUCGAGACUGACAAA